Molecule: messenger RNA, 518 nt
Organism: Mesoplodon densirostris (Blainville's beaked whale)
Lineage: Eukaryota; Metazoa; Chordata; Mammalia; Artiodactyla; Ziphiidae
Product: forkhead-associated domain-containing protein 1-like
Exons: 2
Coding region: 232-501 (89 amino acids)
Source: RefSeq, a predicted model, not a curated record
CCUGUGCCCCCUUCAUGCUGCACGUCCACAGCCAAUGGGCUAUUUAUUCUGCCCUCUAGUCCCCACAUCUUCAGCCUUCCCCCCACUUGUAAGGAAACCGCGAAACCAGGCAUAUAUGGAAGUGUUCUGAGGAUCUCCCAGGUCGGGAGCAUUGGUGGUGAGUGAGAAAGAUGAGGAGAAAAGAGACUUUGUCUCUCCUGUGUGCUCAGGCAGAGCAAAGUGUCGGUUCAGAUGUACCAGUCACAGGUGGCAAAGCUGAAGGACGACAUCUCCAAAGAGGCCGAAGAAAAGGCGCUGCUGAAGGAGGCCCUGGUGCACAUGGAAGAGCGGCUGCACCGGGAGAAGAGGGUCACCAGGGCGAUCAGGCAGCAGAAGGGAGCUUCCUGCCAGCUGACGCCUUCCCCGGUCCUCCCAAAGCCGCCAGCUCUUAUGGGAUGCGCUCUUCUCUUUGGUGAAUAUGACUCGGCCACGGCCAAGAAAGGACCCAGAUACCUUUUGUGAAUGGGCUAAGGCUGGGA